AUGGGCAAGAAUCGCCACAGCAAGGACCGGUUGUUCAUCACCCAGACGGAGCACAAGUACCUCUAUGGCGGCAAGAAGCAGGAGAUCCGUCGGGCCUACAAGCGUCUGCCAUUCAACUGCUGCGCCAUCACACUCUGCCCCUUCACGAACCCGGUGUGCACGCGCGAGGGGCACUUGUUCGACCUGGAGGCCGUUGUGCCGUACGUCAAGGAGCACCAGAUCAACCCUGUGACGGGAAAGCCGCUUGCUCUGAAGGAGCUGAUUCAACUGCACUUCAGCAAAAACUCGCAGGGAGAGUACUUCUGCCCCGUCACCUACAAGGUUUUCACCGACAACACGAAGAUCGCUGCUAUCGCAACUACGGGCAAUGUCUUCUGCUACGAGGCCGUCGAAGAACUCAACGUCAAGCCAAAGAACUGGACGGACCUCAUUUCCGGUGCCAAAUUCAAGCGCAAAGACAUCGUCAUUUUGCAAGAUCCGCAAGAUUUUUCCAACCGCGAAAUCGACAACUUCGAGCAUCUUCGGCGCGCGAAAGCGAGCGAUAAUAGCGCUUCUACUACAGCGGCAGCUCGGAACAUCCGCACCAAUGCAGCUACAGACCGCAUUCUUCAAGAGCUGGAAGCUAAGAAAGCGGCGCAGAAGGAAUUGACAGAAAAAAUUAAACGUGGAGCUGACGACGUGUGUGAGAAGGACAAGAUCGUGGCCUCGCUAACCCACAGCAAACAAUCGCAAGCAGAGGAAAAGAUUGCUGCUAAAAAGACGGCGCAAUCGGGAAAGCUGCAGUACUCUCAGUUUACCGCUGGCGACUGCUCGAGUUCGUUCACAUCUAGUGUGAGAGCUCCUGUAACGAGCAACGCAGUGGCUCUUGCAUCUGAACAGGAGCUGCUGGAACGGAGGUGGCAAGCUGUGCGGAAGUUGAAGAAGAAAGGCCUCGUGCGGCUUGAGACGACCCUCGGCAAUAUUAAUCUGGAAGUGGAUUGCGACUUCGUUCCGCAAACGGCUGACAACUUCAUGAGCUUGUGCCAGUCAAAAUAUUACGACGGCGUGCUGUUCCACCGGGUUAUUAAGGGUUUCAUGAUGCAAGGAGGUGACCCAACUGGCACAGGUCGAGGUGGUCAAUCCAUUUGGAAGAAACCAUUCCGUGACGAGAUCGACAGCAGACUGUCGCAUGAUGCGCGAGGCGUACUAAGCAUGGCGAACUCGGGACCGGCCACCAACAACUCCCAGUUUUUCAUCACCUUCAAGGCAUGCCCACACCUGGACAAGAAGCACGCUGUAUUCGGCCGCGUUGUCGGAGGAAUGGAUGUACUGGACGCUGUUGAGAACGUAGAGACUGGUGCUGAGGAUCAACCUAUCGAGGAUGUGCGCAUUAAAAGUGUCCAAGUGUUUACGAACCCAUUUCAAGAGUAUGAAGAAGCCCAAGAACGGGGUCUGGAUGUCGUGCAAGUUGCCAAGGAAAAGGCUGCGCAGGACGCGAAACCUAAGGUGCAAGGCACUGUUUUGAAGGUCGGGGGCAAGUGGGUUGCCUACGACGAUCUGGGAGAAGUGGAUGUGGCCAGUAUUCCUACCUGCGAAACUACCAAGGAUGAGAACGUGGGUAAAUAUCUUCAGACUAAGUCCGACGCAGCCACCAAGAAAAGAUCAUUGGAGCCCACCAUGCCCACUGCCAUUGAAAGCAAGAAGAAGAGUAAGAAGCAAUCAUCCAGCGGAUUCGGCAACUUCUCCGGUUGGUAA
This is a messenger RNA of Phytophthora sojae, 1734 nucleotides long. RefSeq lists its product as hypothetical. Gene Ontology annotation, cellular component: catalytic step 2 spliceosome. The record is from RefSeq and is a predicted model, not a curated record. NCBI's taxonomy places the organism in Eukaryota, Oomycota, Peronosporomycetes, Peronosporales, Peronosporaceae. Gene Ontology annotation, molecular function: ubiquitin-ubiquitin ligase activity; peptidyl-prolyl cis-trans isomerase activity. The coding region runs from base 1 to 1734 and encodes 577 amino acids. The transcript has 8 exons. Gene Ontology annotation, biological process: protein folding; protein peptidyl-prolyl isomerization; protein polyubiquitination.